Molecule: messenger RNA, 4585 nt
Organism: Lytechinus variegatus (green sea urchin)
Lineage: Eukaryota; Metazoa; Echinodermata; Echinoidea; Temnopleuroida; Toxopneustidae
Gene: dolpp1
Product: dolichyldiphosphatase 1-like
Exons: 8
Coding region: 149-886 (245 amino acids)
Biological process (GO): lipid biosynthetic process; protein N-linked glycosylation
Cellular component (GO): intracellular membrane-bounded organelle; endoplasmic reticulum membrane
Molecular function (GO): dolichyldiphosphatase activity
Source: RefSeq, a predicted model, not a curated record
CGCGAUCGGUAUAUGGUGAUAAUCGAUAGACGCGAGUUGGCCGAAGUCGACGACUGUGAUUUGCUGUUCGGACUUUUAAAUUAAUGUCGUAUUAAUCUCGCCUGAAAGCUCUAGAAGGAUCUUCUUGUUUCCAGUCAUUUUUGCCAAUAUGGCAGAUCAUUGCCAAGCCACGGAUGAUGAAUUUGAUGCUGUUAAAUGGAAGGCAAUCUCCCUGACUUUCGUCGAAUAUCCCGACGAUGAUGUGAUUGGAAAACUUCUUGCCUACAUGAGCCUUGUUCCUCUUAUCAUUCUGGUUGGAUUUGUGACUUUACUUCUUUUCAGAAGAGAGCUUCACACAAUAACAUUCUUUGGUGGUAUAGUUUUGAGUGAAGGGGUUAAUUGGGUAGCAAAACACACCAUCCAGGAACCUAGACCAUGUAGAGGUGCUGAUACAUUACAUGCUGGUCUACGGACAGAGUAUGGAAUGCCAUCAAGUCAUUCACAAUUCAUGUGGUUUUUUGCUACUUACACAGUGCUAUUUAUUUAUAUAAGACUACAUCAACCGAACAGUAAUCUAUUUAUUGAGCAGGUGUGGAGGCAUAUGGCAGCCACUGGGGUUAUACUUUGUGCAUUACUAGUGUCUGGUAGCAGAGUUUAUCUGAAGUAUCACACAUUGCGACAGGUUGUAUGUGGAGGACUACUGGGAAUCCUAUUGGCUGUGCCUUGGUUUACUAUCACACAGGUGGUGCUAACACCGCUGUUUCCUUACCUGGUGUCCUGGCCUAUUUGUGAGUUUUUCCUGAUCCGUGACUCAACCCUCAUUCCCAACGUGCUCUGGUUUGAAUAUACCACUGCAAGGACAGAAGCCAGGACGAGGCAGAGGAAGCUUGGGAACAAGAUGUCAUGACGGAGCAUUUGAUUUUAAAACCCGCUGCUCCCUCUGAUCGACCUGACAGUGACUGUGUACAUUCAGCAAACAGUCCUAUUAAGCACGCAUUGGCGAUAUUCAACACUUUUAAUCUCAUUGACGAGAGAGUUGGCACUUCAUCAAUGUAUUUUAAAUAUAUAUGAGAAGUAUUUUUUAUGUAAGAGAAGAUAUCAUAUAAUAUUAUGCAUUCUCUUGAUUGAUUAUUAUCACGCAAGCAAUGAAGAAUAGACGUGUAAACUAAAGGCAACUUGUCAAUGGUCUGUCCUGCAUCCUUCAGUAGUAUACCGGUAAAGGUGAUGUGCUUUUAUAGCAGCUUUCCCGUAUUCCCCCAUUGGGUGAUUUCAAGUCUGGUGUUGGCCUUGGAGUUGGUGUUGAAAUUUGGAUUGCUUUCCCUAGCUCCAAAUCUUAUUCAGAGUUUGCAAAACUGAUCCAGAUCACAUUAUUGACAUCUCAGAAAGACAGAAACUAAGUGAGUGACUUUUCGGGACCAUCUUCAUUUUAUAUUUGGUGUUAUAAUCGUGUGAAAAUUUACCUAACACCAGAAGGUCAACACUGAACUUGAAAUCACCCAGUGUUGUGUUAAUGAUGAAGAAUGAGGAUUGGUAAUGAGAAGCUGCUCAUUAGAUUCCUGCCAGAAAGACGUAGCUCUGUGACUUUUGACGAGGUGCCUGUAGUGAUUCAGUUUAAGGGGGAAUCCAACAUAAAUAGAAAGGAAAAUGAAAAUUCAGACAAGUUGAUAAGUGGAAGUUUGAACAAUAUCGCAUAAACAAUAUUAAAGUUAUGAGUUUUUUGAAGUUAUGAAAAUUGGUAAUCGCUAUACCCAUUGAGACCUCAUAUUUGCCACAUGUGUGAUGUCAUAGUGAUGUAAGGCAAGGACUACUCUUCCACGUACUCCAAUACAUAAAGUGGCCAAAAAAGAAUGUUCAAAUUCUAUUUUUCUUUUAUCAGGACAUAAAACAAACUACCUGGGUUAUAUUUAGAUUACUGCCCCAGGGGAAUGGGUACUUAUGAGAAAACCAUAAAUCUAAGAUAAUUGAGUAGAUGGCCUAUGGGAAAGUUGUCCUUGGCCCUUGUCAUAAUUUACUCAACCAGUAGCCAAUUUGAAAUCUUUAUGGUCUGAGGGAUCUCAAAUUUAAAGCAGCCAUAACUUUCUUAUUGCUUGUCCGAUUUCUUUCAAACUUUUAUUUUUUUUUUCUUUCCAAUACAACAGUUAUAACCAAGGCUGGAUUCCCCUUUAAGGUAUCAUAUUUCUUUCCUGGUGAAACCUAGCAAAGAAGUUAUUAUUAACCCAACAUAAUAAAGUUCAUUUACAUUACUUGUUGCUAUAGCUUGUAGACUUCAGGCAAGCCUUCUGAAUGCCCAUGGUAUGACAUAAAAAUAUUUUGUAGAAUAAAAAAGUAAAUUAUUGAAAGUUGAUCAUUGAAAAAUGAAUUUAAAAAAAUCAUUGGAUUUUUUUUCCAUGAUGAUCAAUUCUUUGAAAGGCUGUUCGUACAGUACAGUGCUUGCCAUACAUCAAAUUUGAGGUUUGUGAAGCCAUGCUUAACAAAGUGCUUUAUGAGCAUCGCCCCCCCCCCCUUAACUGGGUUUUCAGCAAUUUAUUUUAUUUUAUGGCUUUUAAAGAAGGUCACAAUUUCAAAUACAUGUAUCAUGUAUUUGAAAAAACUUGAUAUGAAACAAGGGUUUUGCGUGGAUCAGGGCUUUGGCUUCAAAUUCGUUCUGAUUUAUUAGUUUGAAACCAAUAUAUGUGAGAAGCAAAAUUGAGAUAAUUAUGCUGUGCACAUGGGCUAGUAAUAGCUGACUUAAGGUUUACUUGUUAAACCACACUCUUAUGAAGUGCCGGUUUUCAACUAAUUCUCCUAGUACAGGGGUCAGUUGCAAACAGAAGCAAAUGAGAAGCAAAAGUUUAAAAGAAAUGGAGAAAGAAUUAUAUUCUUGAAAGUGAUGCAGUUUGGGUUUUACGAAUCAACCAAAUCCAAGAUUAUACUGGGCAGCGCACACAAUUGUUCAGCACAUGAAAUGAAUAGCUUUCAAUUUUUAAUUGAAAUUGUGUGAUGAGAUUGUACUUAAAAUAAGAUUCUUUUCAUGCUUAAGUAUGAAUAGUGUGUUGAAAGAACAAAUUGAUUGAUUGAUUUAUGAAAAGUAUUGUACCGUUACUUGCAAGUGGGCAGUGUUGCAGAAAUGCAUCAAUUGCUAUGAGGUUGAUUUCAAUAAAGAUAUCGUACACUGCUGAGGCUUGUGUUGUAAAGAGUUACAAAAAUGGUACAUGUAGGACACUGUACUUAUUACAAUCCUAUAAACUAGUUUACUGGAAACCGAUUCAGGAAACCAGUUUAGACCAGUUUGCUAGCAUUCCCAUUUGAUCACUCCAAAGUGAUUUUCAAAACCACUUCACGGUCGCUUCGCGGAAAGAGAUCUUGUUGCUAUGGGUACGCUCUCAGUUUCGUGCAAAAUUUGGAAAGCGCAGGGUAGACAUGUGCAAAGAUCGCUUCCCAAGGAACAGUUGUGUCCUCACUUCUCUAAUAGGCUAUAAAUUUUAAUAAGGCAAAGUGAUCUUGAUAAUUACAUUGCGAGGUGGUCUUCCGAACCGGAUUUGGAAAAUGGCAUCCAAGAUCGCUUUGACCGUUCUCAUCACAUGUUAAACUAGUUUUAGGACGGUAAUGAGAACGGGGUCUAACUUUGCCAUUAUGGCAUCUACCAUCGUGGCAGGGCUCAGCAGCCAAUUGCAAUCAAGGCUUUUCAUUCAUAGAUUGGAGUGGGCUACAUAUCACUACACAUCACUAUACGCAUUGCAAAUUGACCUUUCAGCUGUUGCUGCUGGUCAAUCUUCAUUUACCAAUAAACAAGUAAUAAGUGAAUUGCUGCAGGUCAGCUUAUGGCUGCUGCUAUGUCAGAAUGCCUUGAGCAAAACUUUGAAAGUGGUUCUUGGAAUGCACAUGUUCUCUCAGUAUUUUUACAAGCUCUAGACUAGAGUGAGAUUACUCUAUUGUAACAGUGCAUACAAUAACUGGUGCUAUGUAGGAGAAGCUUGAGGCAAUACUUUUGGGGAAUGAUUAUUUGCUUUAUUCAUGGUCAUGCGAAGAGGAUUGACCAUUGAUUUAUUGUGUUGAUGAAGGAAGAUGAACGUGGAAAACUAUAUCUUGUAUGAAAAAGAAAUGAAGCUCUAGAGUUAUGGGUUGGUUUCAACGUACAUAUGUAUCAGAAAUUGGUAUGGAAAGCCAUCUGCGAUUGAUUGCUUCAGGUAAUCUGGAUUGUGUAUCAGGGUUUGUAAACUGAUUUUAAAACAGAACAAAAAGCAAGACCUUGGAGAAGGUUAGGGGCACUGUUUCAUUAAAUUUGUUAUGUUUCUAUGUGAUUAACAAGAAAUUUAUGGCUGCUUUGUGAAAUGCGCCGCUGUAAGAUGGAUAACCAACCAGUUGAAAUGCUCCCCAGGGAGAGGAGAAUGAACGUGCAUCGUAUAAUUGCUGGUGAGACUGAUGGAAUCCUAUGAGUUGGUUAAUAAUAUGGGGUGCUUAGAUACUGGAAAUUGGCAUGGAUGGGUAUGAAAUGCCAUUUAAGUCAAGUGGCUAUGGAAGGAUGAUAGACGAUGAUUCAGAGCAGUUAAAUGCUGUUUUCAUAGUACCCGUUCUCAUAAAUCUUGUUAUGAAUGAAAACUGCAAAUGCUAUGUUUAGCUACCCUUA